Dipodomys ordii (Ord's kangaroo rat) is the source of this 3305-nucleotide messenger RNA. RefSeq names its product zinc finger protein 445 (gene Znf445). Gene Ontology annotation, biological process: negative regulation of transcription by RNA polymerase II. Lineage: Eukaryota; Metazoa; Chordata; Mammalia; Rodentia; Heteromyidae. Gene Ontology annotation, molecular function: DNA-binding transcription repressor activity, RNA polymerase II-specific. The record is from RefSeq and is a predicted model, not a curated record. The coding region runs from base 215 to 3226 and encodes 1003 amino acids. The transcript has 7 exons.
CGCGCCGGAACGCUGCGGAGGGAACUGACGCGCCGCGCUCGGUGUGUGGCGGGGGCCGUCGGCGCUCGGAUCCCGGAUGUUAAUUAUUUAAGUCUCAUGUCCAGCACCUUGGCUAUCCCAGCAAAUGGUCUCCUGUCCCCAAAGACUCAGAAGUCCCACAGCAAAGCUUGCAGACUUGCUCUGCUCCCAGCUGCAUGGACCUUGAACUUGAACAAUGCCUCCAGGCAGGUGGAACUUUGUUCAUCCAGUGCGGGCCCAGGCACCAAGGGGACGGGGGCGCCUCUCGAAGAUAAAGAAGGAGGAAGAAGAAGAUGAAGGCUAUACUUUGGGGGAGACCGCCAGGCCACAGACACUCAACCAUGCUGGCCAGGAGCUGUUCCGCCAGCUGUUCCGCCAGCUGCGCUACCACGAAUCUUCUGGGCCCCUGGAAACGCUGAGCCGCCUCCGAGAGCUCUGCCGCUGGUGGAUGCGGCCUGAUGUUCUGUCCAAGGCACAGAUGCUGGAGCUGCUGGUAUUGGAGCAGUUCCUGAGCAUCCUGCCCGGAGAACUCCGGGCCUGGGUGCAGCUCCACAGCCCCGUGAGCGGCCAGGAAGCGGUAGCUCUGCUGGAGGAGUUACCGCGAGACUUUGAUGGGACAUCCCAGAUGGAUCCUAGCCCUGUCAGCCAAGCUGUGCAUUGGUUGGGCACCGGAGCCCUGCAAUCUCCACAGAUACAGCCCGAAGCUUCAUCUCUCGGCAAUAGCUCCGCUCCUUGGGAUCACUUGGAGCCUCCCAGUGAAAUAGGAGUACAUGACUUCCUGUCUAGGCAAUCUGAUACUCCUAGUGUCCAGGUGUCUGACCCUUCCCAGAAAGAGGAAAGCCCAGGAGACCAGGAGGCGUUGACCUUCAAGGACGUGGAGGUGAUUUUCUCCCAGGAUGAAUGGGGAUGCCUGAACUCUGCUCAGAGAAACCUCUACCAGGAUGUGAUGCUGGAGAAUUAUGGGACCCUGGCCUCUCUGGUGGGCUCAUUUUCCAAACCUGCUCUGAUCUCCUGGUUAGAGACAAGAGAGCCAUGGGGUCUGAACAUCUACACAGUUCAGCCUGAGGGAGAGACUGAUACUGCCUGCCCUGAAGGAGGUGAGCUCCAGCCUCAAACCAGCCAAAUCCAGAGCUUUCUAGGACACAUGAAAUCAGAUGUACCAUCUGAACAUCCUCUAACAGAUAUCCAGGAGGAAACAGGACUCAGAGACUCUGUUGAACAGGAGAACAACGAUGUACACCUGCCCUGUGGAAACCCUAUCCAAGUGAGAGUGAAGACGGAAGAGACUACCUUUAGUCCUGGAAUUGGAGAUGAGUCCCAAGGAUCGGAACAAAGUAAUACCUUUAACCUAAAGCCCAGUACUUGUUCGAAAACUUCCAGAAAAAAACGAGCUCUCAAACAUGGCCGUGGCCGGCCAUUCAGAAAAAACUCACACCCUUACGAUUACAAGAAAUACGGGAAGGGGCUCAGACAUGCGCAGAGAGCGCUGAGCUUGCACCCAAGAAUUCCCAUCGACACGAAGGAGAAUGAAAAGGACACCUGUGGGAAAAGCUUCAGCCUGCCCUCCCCUCCUCCCCAGGAGCCCACUCCUGAUAACCCCGGGAUGCUGAACACAUCCACUGACUGUGGGACCCCAUUUCAUCCCAGCCCCCACCUCCUAUUUCACCCAAGACUGCCGACUCCAGAGAAAAUCUUUAAGUGUCGGGUGUGUGAGAAAGCCUUCAAGUGGAACUCCAACUGUCUGCGCCACGAGAAGAUCCACACGGGUGUGAAACCUUACAAGUGCAGUAUCUGUGAGAAAGCUUUCCAGCGGUUGUCCGCCUACCGCCUGCACCAGCACACCCAUGCGAAACAGAUGUGCACGCCGCCACCGCCGCCGCCGCUGUACGAAGACGCAGGGCUGGGUUAUCACGUGAGGGAACAGAAUGGGGAGAAGUACUUAGACUGCAGCCACUGUGGGAAAUCCUUCCACUGCAAAUCCUACGUUCUCGAACACCAGCGGAUCCACACCAAGGAGAAGCCGUACAGAUGUGGCAGCUGCCGGAAAAGCUUCCGCUGGAGGUCCAACUUCAAUCGUCACGUGAGACAACACCGGGAACAAGAAGAAGGCCGUCAGCACAAGUACGCCAGCCAGGACCCCCCCACGGAGGAGAAAACGUUCCAUCGCCCACCCCCCAAGAACACUUUUAACCCAAAGAAAAAACUCCUGGAGCACCAAAUAGUUCACAGCCGUGACAAGCUUUACCAGUGUAACGAAUGUGGCCAAGGCUUUGCCUUUCGAUCUGCAUUUAUUGUUCAUAAGAAGAAUCACGCCAUUCAAAGGAAAACAGAAGGUCAGAGGUUAUCAUUGGGUCAGGAGACCGCGUGUGCUGCCCCACACAGCCGUGGGAACGCAGAGGAAAAACCCUACAAAUGUAGCCAGUGUGACAAAGUCUUUCGUCAUCAUUCAUUCCUUCUCAUCCACCAGCGAGUUCACACCCGGGAGAAACCGUAUCAGUGUAAGGAGUGUGGAAAGGCAUUCCGAUGGACUUCCAAUCUCUACCGACACCAGAGGCAGCAUUCAGUCAGCCUCCACUACAAAUACCGCCGCGCCCCUAAGGAGGCCCCAAGCCCACAGCCCGACAGCCCCAGUGAUGGGAAACACUUUUGGUGUCAAGAAUGCGGGAAAACCUUUACCCGCAAGCGAAGCCUGGUAGAUCACAUGGGCAUCCACAGUGGGGAGAAGCGAUAUAAGUGCAAUUUGUGCGGCAAGUCUUACGAUCGGAAUUACCGCCUCGUGAACCACCAGAGAAUCCACGCAACCGACAGGCCGUUCAUGAGUCAGUGGUGUGGGAAAGAGUUCAGAGACUUGCACACCUUCUCUCUCCACCCGAAAGCACACACCAGGGUGGCACAGACCAAACGCACUCGACCUACUGUGACAGACCUGGAUGCUCAAGUCCAGGAAUUCAAAGCAGGUGGAACCAAAUCUCUUGAAAGCUCUGAGGGCCCUUCCACUCAGGACUCUGUAGUCCCCGAACUCCCAAACAGACCCACUGAGAAAAAGGGUCACAAAUGUAACCUCUGUGGCAAGGCCUUCUGCAAGAACUCGCUACUCCUGAGCCACAAGAGAUUUCACACGCGAGAGAGGCCCUUCAAGUGCGCAGUGUGUGGAAAGACUUUUAGGUGGUCCUCAAAUUUGGCUCGACAUAUGAAAAACCAUAUUUAAGAUUUAGCCAUGGGCUGGAAAGGUGGCUCAGUGGUAGAGUGCUUGCCUAGCAAAGCAUGAAGCCCUGGGUUCGAUUCCU